AUGGGAGGCGACGUUGGCAGUCUUGCUCUUGGCCGGCCAGUAAUCUACUUUAUCGCGCUUAUCGACAUUCUCACCCGCUAUGGCAUGCGUAAACGCACCGCACAGACGUACAAAACAGUUAAACACGGUGGCGCCAAUGCCGAUCAGAUAACUACAGUGCGUCCCGAGGUGUACGGUCGACGUCUACUUGACUUUCUUCGCAAUUGCAUUGAGUAG
Molecule: messenger RNA, 216 nt
Organism: Hydatigera taeniaeformis
Lineage: Eukaryota; Metazoa; Platyhelminthes; Cestoda; Cyclophyllidea; Taeniidae
Source: the annotation of a GenBank genome assembly